Messenger RNA from Macroventuria anomochaeta, 573 nucleotides. RefSeq lists its product as uncharacterized. The record is from RefSeq and is a predicted model, not a curated record. The transcript is spliced from 2 exons. The coding region runs from base 157 to 363 and encodes 68 amino acids. NCBI's taxonomy places the organism in Eukaryota, Fungi, Ascomycota, Dothideomycetes, Pleosporales, Didymellaceae.
UCUUCGCUCAUUUUAGUCAAUCCCGUCGAUUUCGAUCAAUCUCUUUGGAGCCCCGAUGCUCCUAAGACAUCUCAAACUCCCUUUUUGCUUCAGGCUCCCGAGAUCAUGUUCUGACACAGAGCAGAUUGUCGCUUGAACCUAUGGAGUAUACGCUGUAUGUUGUUUGAGCUCGUUAUCGACCAACCGCUGUUUGAUAGCUUUGUAACAAUACCCACAAUACUUAUUCGUCACGUGCUCGUGAUAUCUAGUAUUGAGUUGGUUGUCAGAGCGUUGGCAAGCACAAUUGCGCUUCCUGGAGAUACCGUCACCGAACGAGGGUUCCUUUUCUUCACUCCAGGGCUGGUCAGAGAAAAUGCGCUUUGACAGAGAAAGGAGCGAAGACUUGAGCUGGGAAGAUACAUUCUGGAUGGGUGCGCUUAUCCACGUAUGUUGCGAGUUGAGUCUCUUGCAACGACGUUAUCGAAGCUUGUCCUCUUGAACCUUUGGUUUUAUGAAGACUGACGCACUCGCAGUUCUGAAAGGAUAUGUGCUGAACCGCGCGCCUGAUUUAGUGGGGAACAAUAGAGGUGAAUG